AUGCGCUUAUUUGCGACAGGACGUGCUCUGCGUGCCAGCAGCGGCCGCUGGUCCAUUGUUGCAGCCCGCCCCAGAAUCCCAAUCCCGCGUAUCUCCCCGCUCCACGAAUCCAUCCCAGCUGUCAAAAGAGACUGGAGCUCCACAACAGCUCUCCGGACAACCGACCACAAAGCCAAUACUCAAGCACCCGGACAGAUCCCGCAAAAAACACAAUCUACCCAGACAAUUGAGGGCGUGGCCUACCCAACCGACCAAUGGACCAACACCCCCGACCAGAUUCUCUCCCACGUCGGCCGCCGCCUCUACCUCGAUGAGAACCACCCCCUAGCAAUCACCCGCAAGCUCAUCGAGAGCCAAUUCCCCGCCCCGGUCUUCGGCAACCAUUUCGAGAAGAACCCAGUCGUAUCAACGAGACACAAUUUCGACGUCUUGGGCUUCCCGCCGGAUCACCCGGGCCGUAGUCGUACAGAUACAUACUACAUCAACGACAAGACUGUCUUGCGCACACACACCAGCGCCCACCAACAAGCCUACUUCCAGCAGCUCAAUCGCAACGAGCAGACCCGUCCCGAGGAAGUGGGAUAUACUGUCAUCGCGGACGUCUACCGCCGUGAUGCAAUUGACCGCAGCCACUACCCCGUCUUCCAUCAGAUGGAAGGCGCAAUGCUCUGGAAGCGGCCCGAUACCGACCCCCUUGGACACUCCGCCGAGACAGCCGCAAAGAUCAUGGCUGACGUGGAGCUGAUCCCGCGUCAUGAUGUCGUGGUUGAGGACCCGAACCCCACGCUCCAUGCUCAGCGCAAUCCGCUGCAAGCGGAGCACCACAGCGCAGAGGAGGUGGAGGCCAUCGCGGCGCAUCUGAAGCGCUCGCUGGAGCGCAUGGUUAUCAAGGUCUUCACAGAAGGCAGCAAGGCCGCUGCUGCUGCGGGCGGUGCCGCCGCUGAGCCUCUGAAGGUGCGCUGGGUCGAGGCCUACUUCCCCUUUACCAGCCCGUCCUGGGAGAUGGAGGUAUUCUGGCAGGGCGAGUGGCUCGAGAUUCUUGGAUGCGGUGUCAUCAAGCAGGAUCUCUUGAUCAACUCCGAUGUUCCCAAUCGAGUGGGCUGGGCGUUUGGAUUGGGAAUUGAGCGUAUUGCUAUGCUCCUGUUUAAUAUUCCUGAUAUCCGUCUUUUCUGGUCUCGGGAUGAGCGGUUCCUCUCCCAGUUCCGCGCUGGCACUAUUACGCGCUUUGAGCCUUUCUCCAAGCACCCGGCUUGCUACAAGGAUGUUGCUUUCUGGUUGCCUCCUGCCGCUGUUACUGGCGGAAGCAGUGCUGCCGGUGGAGGUGUGCCAUUCCACGAGAAUGAUGUGAUGGAAAUUGUUCGUGGUAUUGGAGGUGAUCUUGUGGAGGAUGUUUCUUGUAUUGACGAGUUUACACACCCCAAGACUGGGCGCAAGAGUAUGUGCUAUCGCAUUAACUACCGCAGCUUGGAGAGAACUUUGACCAACGAGGAGGCCAAUGAGAUGCAUGACAAGGUUCGAGCUAAGCUCGUGGGUGAUGUGGGUGUAGAAUUGAGGUGA
This is a messenger RNA of Penicillium verhagenii, 1557 nucleotides long. RefSeq names its product phenylalanine--tRNA ligase. Lineage: Eukaryota; Fungi; Ascomycota; Eurotiomycetes; Eurotiales; Aspergillaceae. Gene Ontology annotation, cellular component: mitochondrion; cytoplasm. The transcript has a single exon. The record is from RefSeq and is a predicted model, not a curated record. Gene Ontology annotation, molecular function: phenylalanine-tRNA ligase activity; ATP binding; tRNA binding. Bases 1 to 1557 code for a protein of 518 amino acids. Gene Ontology annotation, biological process: phenylalanyl-tRNA aminoacylation.